CGCAGCUCCCGGUUCGGCGGCGUGUUCCUCUUUUCCCCAAGUUCCUGGUAUCCCGGCCGGUGAGCGACGCCGGCUUUUGGCGGUCUCGGUGCUCCGGAGUCUGGCUGUGGUCUGUCGCUGUCCGUCUGUCCUUCAGCUUGGGGCCGCUGCUCGUGCGCACAAGCCGCCGCACGCCACAGACUCAUGGCGGAGCGCGGGGAACUGGAUCUGACCGGCGCCAAACAGAACACCGGCGUGUGGCUGGUCAAGGUUCCUAAAUAUUUGUCCCAGCAAUGGGCUAAAGCCCCUGGAAGAGGUGAAGUUGGGAAACUGAGGAUUGCCAAGAAUCAAGGAAGGACUGAGGUAUCGUUUACUUUAAACGAGGAUCUUGCAAAUAUUCAUGAUAUUGGUGGGAAACCAGCUUCAGUCAGUGCUCCUAGAGAGCAUCCAUUUGUCUUGCAAAGUGUUGGAGGACAGACGUUAACAGUAUUUACCGAGAGCUCCUCAGAUAAACUGUCAUUGGAAGGAAUAGUGGUACAGAGAGCGGAAUGCCGACCUGCUGCCAGUGAAAACUACAUGAGAUUAAAGAGAUUGCAAAUAGAAGAGUCUUCCAAACCUGUAAGGCUAUCACAACAGCUGGACAAAGUUGUAACAACCAAUUACAAGCCUGUUGCUAACCAUCAAUACAAUAUUGAAUAUGAAAGGAAGAAGAAAGAAGAUGGAAAGCGAGCCCGGGCAGACAAACAACACGUCCUGGACAUGCUGUUUUCCGCCUUUGAGAAGCAUCAGUACUAUAAUCUCAAGGAUUUGGUGGAUAUCACAAAGCAGCCCGUGGGUUACCUGAAAGAAAUCUUGAAAGAAAUCGGCAUUCAGAAUGUAAAAGGGAUUCACAAGAAUACGUGGGAGCUGAAGCCGGAAUACAGGCAUUACCAAGCUGAAGAGAAGAGUGACUGAGAAGCAUGUGCUGGGACACUUAAAGGCAGCCAUAAGCCUGCGGCUCACACCAGGCUGACCACCUGCUGUGACAGCACAAAGACAACAGUUCUGCAGUUCUCUCAGUAAACUGUUAAAGCUGGAUUCCAUAAUGUUUCUUAAGUAUUUUUUUGAAGAGAAUGAUGUUAUUUAUAGACUAAACUUGUGUUAAGCCAUAGCAUUCAGCUGGGCGUGCUAGCGCAUGCAGGUGUCCAACACUUAGGAGGCUGAGGCAGGAAGAGGUGAGGUUGAGGCCAGCCUGGAAUACACAGCAAGACCCUCCCCCACGAGACAAAAUCUUCUCAUGGUAUAGGUGGGGGUGUGGGAAUUGAAACUGCUUUUGCUUUUAAGGGUUAACUUUUCAAGUAUCAGUAGGAUAUUUCCUAAAUGAAAAUUGUCUAUCUCUGAGGAACUAAGGUAAGGUCCAAAGGGAAGGGGAAAGUGGGAGGGAGGGUUAUCAACUACAGAAACUAUGAAAGGAACACAGAGUCCAAGUUCCUUUUUCUGAAACUGAAGAGGGAAUUUGUCUCCACAGAGGUAUGUUCACCUUCAAGCGUACAGUAAUAAAGGGACCUGUUUGCUUUCUACUAAAUGGCAACUUUUAUCACUGACUUAUUUUACCCUUAUGAUAUUGGUAAGGGAAACAGAACUGUAGAUGUUAAUUAAUGUGCCUUUUGUUUAGUUUUAAAAUAGGAAAAUCUGGGUCGGAGGGUGGGCCCAGGUUAUGGGCGCACACUGCUCCCGCAGAGGACAUGAGUUUGGUUCCCAGCACUCAGAGUGGCUCACAGCUGCCUGUGACUCCAGCUCCAAGGGAUCUGUGCCCUCUUCAGGUCUCCCCAGAUAUCCACACAUACAUCACACAGACACAUGAAUGAAAAUUAAAUAUCUUUCUAGUCUCAGGAUAAAUCUCCUCUAACCAGAUAUAAGUUUCUCGGAGACUGGCUUCGACCUGAGAAUCUCACUUCCCACUCUGCAGGCAAGGCCUGACCCUUGGCUCUCAGAUUCCAUUGCCAACUGAGUCGGGACCAGAGGGUGUUAUAACUGAGGCUGGCACUGUUUCCCAGAGCAUCAAAUGCCCUUUUCUCAUCUUCUUUAAUUGAUUGUGGAUGGAAGCGGUCCGUGCUCACCGUGAGUUUCUUCUAGACAAAAUGCCAUGUAAGCAGUCCAAAAUCACACCUACAAAGCAAAAGAUGAUACUCCAACAAAGUAAGCACAGGAAAAGUCACUUGGAACACAUGUGCAUUUUAUCCCCUGCCUCUGGAUGCCUGCAGCCAAGCCAUACAAAUACCGGUAAUGUAAGAAAGUGUUACAUGAUUAAAGCAAAGAAAUAAUUUCUCAUUAACAAAUGGAACUUAGUCAGAGGUGGUGGCACAAGCCUUUAAUCCCAGCACUCAGGAGGCAGAGGCAGGUGGAUCCUGAGUCCCAGGACAGCCAAUACUAUACAGAGAAGCCCUGUCUUGAAAAACCAAAAAAAAAAGGAAAGAGAGAAGGAACUUACAACAUUGUUUGUUUUUAGUGGCAUAUCUCCAGAAUGCUGAGGUUGAGUGCUACAACCUCAGAAAAGUGUUGUCUUUGUCCUCCCACUGUAAGACAAGCCUGCUAAGGAAGGUAAUCUUAGUGCCUGCCCACCCUCGACUGUCCUACCUGCCUUGUUCUGAUGCAGGAGUCAAAUGUGCCCUGCCCUUUGUCUCUGCUUUUUAAAAAUCCUUUAUUUGUCCUUCAACAGUUUCCUACAUGUAUUCACAUCCACUGCAACUUCUACCCCUCCAUCUCUGAGUGACUAGAAGCCCAGUGUCCAGAAGCCCACGGUAACGGCGUGGUAACUGCAGAACUUAGUGUGUUGGGUAAACUGUACAGUAUAUACCUUCCCA
Molecule: messenger RNA, 2822 nt
Organism: Cricetulus griseus (Chinese hamster)
Lineage: Eukaryota; Metazoa; Chordata; Mammalia; Rodentia; Cricetidae
Source: RefSeq, a predicted model, not a curated record